This is a messenger RNA of Darwinula stevensoni, 414 nucleotides long. The record is from the annotation of a GenBank genome assembly. Lineage: Eukaryota; Metazoa; Arthropoda; Ostracoda; Podocopida; Darwinulidae.
AUGCAAUUCAUAGAAAGUAUUGGAUUCAAUGAUCCUUCUGCAGAUCGGAAUCCACUCCAAGAUGUCCCUGCUGGAUUCUUCAGCGAUAUGGGGAACUUAAAGUACUUUUAUUGUUACGUCUGUGACUUCGGACCAACACUAUCGACCAAGUCUUUGGACUUCCGCAGUGCAACCAUAAGUUUGCAGCCCAACACGUAUUUAUAUUUUGGUGAUAAUGAAAUUCGGGAAUUGACGGAGGCAUCCUUCCGCCCCAUGCUGGAGGUGCUGUCACUGGACACUGGGUACAUCAAUCUGUACGGACUUCAGCAUGUAGUCCUCCAACUUAUGGGGCAUCGGGGACACAUCAUGGAUGAUUUUGAGAAGCUUUGCGUCCUGAGCUUUGAUGAAGUGAAAUUUGUUUAUGAAUUCAGUUAA